Molecule: messenger RNA, 4713 nt
Organism: Amoebophrya sp. A120
Lineage: Eukaryota; Dinophyceae; Syndiniales; Amoebophryaceae
Source: the annotation of a GenBank genome assembly
AGUCAGUUCCUUCUUCCCAUGAGUUUCUAUCUAGAAAUCCCAAGGUGUAUAGAGUAUAGCAGUAUGCGAAGCUAGAUUUUUCAUUUUCGGCCCUUCUAUUUGUUCCUUAGUUAUUUUGAGAACAAACGUAGGCUACGAAAGAAAUAGAAAACCAACAGUUUUUUUGGACGUUUUCAGUUUCACAGUGAUUAACGACUAAAACGAGCCCACAAUCAUGAAUUCCUUCGGAAACUUAGGCGAGCAAAGCGACAACCCCUACGCAUCCGGGGCGUUCAACCAAGGCGGAGGAUCCGCCGUGAAUUUUAACCCCUACGCAGCCGCGCAACAGGUUUCUUGUAGCACAUUUUGUGCGAUGUUGAUGUAAAAGUAAAAGAAGUAAAUGUAUGUCGUUUCGGUUUGCAAAGAUUCAUUUAGUUGUUCCCAGGAGAUUUAUUGCGUUCGAAGUUCAAGUUUGAACCAGAACUGAAGAAAAACAUCAAAACAGCAAGUGCAGCCACCGGGAGCAGCACCGACGCCACAGCAAGUGCAGGCUCCGCAGCAAGGCAACAUGCAGCAGCAAAGCUUCGGGCAAAUGCCGCAAACACCAGGCGCGAUGGGAAUGCAGCAGCAAACUGGGAUGCAGAUGCAGCAGCAACCAGGAAUGCAGAUGCAGCAGCCAGGAGGUGGAAACAUGCAGAUACAGCAGCCAGGUGGCAAUAUGCAGAUGCAACAGCCUGGAGGUAGCAUCCAAAUGCAACAGCCAGGUAUGCAACCGAUGGGUGGAAAUAUGAUGCCGAUGCAGGGUGGUGGAGCCCCGAUGCAGCCCCCUCAGCAAGGAAUGCAGAUGCAACAGCAGCCUGGAACUAACUUCCAGAGUCCCAAUAACGGCAUGCCGAUGCAGCCACAGGGUGGUAACUUCAUGCCGCAUCAGCACCCGAUGGGCGGGAAUAAUAUGCCGCCGCAACAACCCGGCAUUCCGAUGCAGCAACCGGGCCAACCUCAAGGUGCCAUGCAGAUGCAGCAACAGCAGCAGCCGAAUCCACAAAUGAUGCAACAACAGAUGCAGCAACAACCUGGAGCGAUGCAGAUGCAGCAGCAGCAACCGGUUGCUGGAAUGCAGCAAGGAAUUACGUAUGAUCCUGCUUUCUGCUGCUUUCCUCGAAUUAAGCCUCGAGCUAAGAUUUUUUUUUAACGAGUCGCUCGGGUGUCUGUUAGUUUGCUGAGAUCGUUCUCUCUGUUCAUGUUGUAGCAGGAUCAUGUAUGUUAACAGCGAAAUGCGUUUUCAAUUUUUUUCGCACUCUUCACAUCAGCACCGGCAACGCGGCUGCGUCCUCGUCCCGAGGCCCGAUUCAGCGGAUUGGUGCUGCUGACACCGGUAAUCGCCCCAAGGGCUAUAUGCCGAUCCGAGACCUCUCGUGCUACGCUGGGGGGUUCAAGAUUUUUGCCCGGGUAAUCAGCAAAAGCGAAAUGCGGAAAUUCACGAAUCAGCGAGGCGAGGGGCAGCUGUACGAAAGAUUUUUGUUUUCAAGUUUUGCGGCUUUGCUCAUGCUCCGUUUGCUUGCUAGAACUAGGUAGAAAAGAGAUAGCCAGCUGUAGCGCGCUGCACUCUCAUGCUUGAAGUUGAAAAAUGGAGGUGACAUCAACAUCAAGAGAUAGAUCCAUUCUUUGGUGACGGCGAUCAGCAUGCAUAUAGCAUCUGCAGAGCACGACUUGAUGAGCUUGUUUGAAAAAGAAAUAUCAAAUCGAAAGUGAGGAGUAAUCAAUUACAAUUCCGCUGCAGGUUCAACGUUGAGCUGAUGGAUGAACACCUCAGCGAGAUAAGCGGCACCUUUUUCGGCAACGAAGCGCAGAAGUUUUUCCAAAUUCUGCAAGAAGGCAGCUGCUACAUCUUUCACAAAGGAGAGGUGAAGAACGCCAACAAGAGAUACCGCCCGAACGCAGAGUAUCAGCGUGCUUUUUUCUGUCCUGUAGUCAUUGAGUUCCAGUUUGUUGUUUGCCAGUGCCCUGUGUAUGUGAUCUGGCAGCGUAAGAUUACGAAACAUGUCGCACCAGCGGGCUCUACAUCCUCUCGUGACAUCCCGUCUUUCUAGCUCUGGUUCGAGAAUGUCAGAGAGCAUGCAAGAUUGCAUUUGUCAUAUGCAAAAACAGAACUCAAAUAAAGAAGAAGAAGCCCAUCACACAUUAAUCGAAAUCCCGAACAGGUUCGAGAUUACCUUCAACAAGAGCACGCAGAUUACGCCAGUUCCGGAAGCCGACUGCGGCGCCAUUCCAGACGGCAACUGGAACUUCGUCAAAAUCAGCACGGUCGAGACAACGGAGAAAGGCAAGAAGGUUGACAUUUGCGCCAUCGUGCACGAGAUUGGCGAUACGGCGAUGGUCAACACGAAAAAUGGGGAAAGCGCCAAGGUGGAAUUCCAGCUGGUUGACCAGUCUGGGUGCAGCAUCGGUCUUACUGUUUGGGGCCAGAAAGGUGAAAAACUAAAGGCGUCGACGCCGCAAGUGGGAGUCGUCUGGUACGUGAAGGGCGCGCAGGUAGGGGACUUUCAAGGCCGCACCUUGAGCGGCGGCCAGGUUACGGAGCCUCUCCCUUCGGAUCAGCGCGUGCAAGAGAUCCUGACCUGGUACAACAACAACCCGUAUCAAAUGCAAAAAUGUCUGGGUCUGGAAACUUGUGAUGCUGGGUGGCGUCUCAUGAUGAGGCUACAAAUGCUGGCGCAGCAUGACAAGUUUCUGAGCUCCUAGGUGUUGCCUAUUCUGCAAGACAAACUGCGCUUCUGCAUCACAGAGAAACGGAGCUCUUGGGUAACGUGCAUGACAGAUUUAAGAGUCAUGUCAGACAAGCAUGACAAACAUGAAUUCUUCCAGACCCAGACAUUUUUGCAUUUGAUAACCCGCAACUGGUCAACCAGGCGCGAAGGCUCGGCGGGCAGCGCUCCAACGGGGCAAAGGGUCGCGGGAGUCAAACGAUUCGGGAAAUCCUGGCGGAACAGCACAAGCUGCUGGACCCACAACCCACCGCAGACGGCGGCGAGCCGCCCAGGGUAAGCUGCAGUAGCGCUCUUGUUUGUGGUGGUGCCCUUUGGGUUGAUAUUGAUCAUGCCACGGCUAGUACUUUAAAACGAUAUUCUUUUUCUUUGUCAUGCUUGCAGGUCCAGGUCGUGAGAGUCAAAGUCUCAUGGUCUCUAAUGUUGGCAUUAUCGUCAGGUGCUUUGGCAUAACCUGGAAUGCGUGGAAAUCGCGUCGAUCGCACACAGCAAGGAACCCUACUACCUGGCGUGCCCGGAAAAGGUCGAGCGCCCAGUCUAUGGCGAUCCGACAAAAACAAAAAUUAGCGAGUGCCGCAAGAAACUGGACAAGGUCGGGUUCGGUGACAACCCGGACUACUGGGUAUGCGCGGAUGGGCACAAAACUCUGAACGUAUUCUUAAGCUACAGCUUUUUGCUUUUAUUUAUAGGAGAAGCACGUCGCUUUUCUUUCAUGCUUGUUUUCGCUUACUUCGUUCGCAUCUUGUUGCACACGCAUAGAGAGGCGUCUGAUUAGGUAAGAAGUAGCUCCCUUUUUGUUCCAGCAACAGACUCACACUGAUGCACACGAGCGCGAUUUCAAAUCAAAAACGAAGCUUCACUCAAUGUCUACUUCUGCACGACAGCCCGACCCACGAUACAUCAUCCGGAUGCAUUUGACGGACGAGUCCGGGUCCACCGUGGCGACGGCGUUUGACGAUAUUGGGGGAACCCUGCUGGCGGAUCGACAAAACAUUUUGCAAGCCUGGCAGCCGUUGGUUGACCAGCACGGCAACCAGCAGGUAAACCAGUUCGGUCAGGCAAUGUACCACGAUGAGGAGACCGGCGUACCGCUCACGGCUGGGGAGAUGCAGGAAAAGCCGCUGCCGGCACGGACGCUGUGGAAGAAGUGGCAGAGCAAGGAGACGAACGCGCAGGACGGUCAGCAGAUCGAGAAUCUGUUCAACGACAAGUUUUUCACACGCUGGAAGAUGGUACUGAUGUGCGAAAAGGAGACCUACAACGACGACACCCGCUGCAAGUACAAGAUCUUCAAGGCUGAGCAGUUGCUUGGGGACAAGGAAAAGGCGCGGAAGGAAGAAAUCUUGACAACGAGCGCGGAGGCGAAAGCCUUUCCCUACGACAAGCGGCUCAAUGAGAUUAUGGGUCGAGUAACCGGGCUCCUAACGGUGACGCAGCAAAUGCAGCAAAUGCAAAUGGGCGGCGCGGUAGCGACGUAGUGAGUAUGAAUGAGGCUUGCUGCUUGAUGAGCUAGCAGGGUGGUCGUGCGAGACGAGUCAAGGUCAAGCUUAAAAUUGAAUCAUCAAUACACUUACGACAUUUUGUUCAUGUCGAUUGUCCUCACCUAUUCUGAAACGUGGAGCAGGAAGUGCAAAAGCUUUCUACCCAACUACACACUGUCCGCAUUGAUUCUGCUCGGAAAAGUUCGGCUUCGGCUAACAAUGAAUGGCACCCGACGACUUCUGUAGCUGCCUAGAAGGUCCCCUGACGCCAUUGAUCCUCCGCAGGUCCUAUAGUACUUAACUCGAUUAUGCGGCCAAAAACAGAGCUGUUUUGUCACGACGCUUAUUCGUAAUCUAUCAACUCCAGCCACUUCUAAGGAGAGUAUCGAACUGAACUGCGACCCUUGAUGAAAUAAACAAAGCUGAAGGUAGAAUUCAGUCGGUCACCGCAGACAAACUAAUUCUUUCGCGAGAUAUGACGCGACGCG